This is a messenger RNA of Pezoporus occidentalis (night parrot), 1375 nucleotides long. It is a transcript of the gene MAD2L1, whose product is annotated as mitotic arrest deficient 2 like 1. Gene Ontology annotation, cellular component: kinetochore; cytoplasm; nucleoplasm. The transcript has 5 exons. Lineage: Eukaryota; Metazoa; Chordata; Aves; Psittaciformes; Psittacidae. The record is from RefSeq and is a predicted model, not a curated record. The coding region runs from base 78 to 698 and encodes 206 amino acids. Gene Ontology annotation, biological process: mitotic spindle assembly checkpoint signaling.
GCCUGAGAAGCCGGAAAGAGGCGGGGCGCGGCGCGGUUUGAACGGCACGGCGGGGAAGCAGCAUCCGCUCAGCUGCCAUGGCCAAGCAAGUGGGUCGGGACCAGCAGGGCAUCACCUUGCGGGGCAGCGCCGAGAUCGUCGCCGAGUUUUUCUCCUAUGGAAUCAACAGCAUCCUUUAUCAGCGGGGCAUCUACCCCCCCGAGACUUUCACCCGCGUCCAGAAGUAUGGGCUCACUCUCCUCAUCACCACCGACCCCGAGCUGAAGAACUACCUUAACAACGUGGUGGAGCAGAUGAAAGAGUGGUUGUACAAGUGCAUUGUGCAGCGCCUGGUGGUGGUGAUCUCGAGUAUUGAAAACAAUGAGGUUCUGGAGAGGUGGCAGUUUGAUAUCGAGUGUGACAAAACUGCAAAAGAUGAGAAUGAACUGCGAGAAAAAUCUCAGAAAGUUAUUCAGGAUGAAAUUCGAUCUGUUAUCAGACAAAUCACUGCCACAGUAACUUUUCUGCCACUGUUGGAAGCUGCUUGUGCCUUUGACUUGCUGAUAUAUACAGAUAAAGAUUUGGCAGUGCCCGAAAAGUGGGAAGAGUCAGGACCACAAUUCAUAGCCAAUUCAGAAGAGGUUCGUCUUCGUUCCUUCACUACUACAAUCCACAAAGUGAACAGCACAGUGGCUUACAAAAAAGAUUCCUUCCCGUAAGACAUGGGGCACAGGGUUGUACAUACCCUGUUACCUUGUACAGUUUCUGUUCCUAGGACAGCUAAUUCAUGAACACAUCAUUACUGUUGUUUUUGCUGAUACAGAAAAAAGGCAAUGUGUUUGUGAUGAUGUGGGUUAACACUAGACCAAGCUGACAUUGUUUCUAAACAUCUAAAUAAGGUAUUCAUUAUGAUAUUUUGACUCUUAUUAAACAUAUGAGCUAAAUUACUAGUGUGUUAAACAAGCACAUUAAUAGAAAAACUGCCUGAAUCUGAGAUUAACUGCUAGAGUUGUCCUCAGAUCCUGCCACUUCAGUGCUGUUUUUUUUUUUUAUAAAUUGCAGUCUAUUAGCAGGCUUAAAUUUACUCUCAGAAAACCUCACUCCUGACACACCAGUUUUUUGUGUAAAAGUCUGGGCUGUUUUAUUACCAGAAACAAUCCCAAAAUGAACUGGCAGAACAAUUCCAAAGUGACUUGUAUCUCUUUACCAAUGAAAGCAGCUUGUUUAUCAGGAAAAACUUACAGAUGAAGCCUUGUAUAUUGAUGACUGUUGGGCUUGAGAUUGGGGGAUGGUGUUUUACCAAGUAUGUGUAUGUUUCUCAUGUCUGUCAAGCAUUGUCUAUGUCUGUAAUUCUUGUUCUAUAAAAUAAAGCUUGAAACUGUAUAGUGUUCUCUAA